This is a messenger RNA of Spodoptera litura, 3982 nucleotides long. The record is from RefSeq and is a predicted model, not a curated record. NCBI's taxonomy places the organism in Eukaryota, Metazoa, Arthropoda, Insecta, Lepidoptera, Noctuidae.
AGUACUUAAAUAUUCUACACUAGAAUUCCUCUUCAACAAAUCCAUGCACGUAUGCCAAUCAGAAAUGUCAAACUACUCAAAGUUAAGAUAUCGACAUAAAUUAAACACAUCAUUAACAUAACCAACCCCUUAUUUCGUGAAAUAAUUUUAUUAUAAUAGAUAAUUUAAAACUGGCCAAGUUCACCCCACCGCUGGUGGGGGCUAAAUGAGGAAUGGGCGGAGCGUGAAUUAAAGCUACACAAUAUAAAUCUGUGCGUCUCUUUCGCACAAAUGAGCAAUCCUAAUAGCAGUAAGCGGCUUACAAUGGGUGUUGACACUCUCUCGUAUUGCUAUCCCUUUUUGACCCGGGCUUAUGGCAAUAGAGUCGUUUCAAUGGCCCUUCAUAGUUAUAAAGGUAUAGACAAGCACUGGAGGUCCACGUGAGAUUUUGUAAUCAGUGAAUUGGCGCCUUUCGCAAGUAGAGGCGCAAUGUCCGCGCGUUUGACAGUUUGACGUUUCGUUUGGCGGGAAAUUUUAUAUCUGUGUGUUGACAGAUACGAGGCGGUGACAAUUGCGAUAUACAGCCAGCAUUAGUAUUGUGAACUUUUUGAAAUUAUUUAGUGAUGUUAGGGGCGGCCAGUUGAAGGUUGUUUCAGUUAUUGCCUGUGCAAUAACUUGGAUUUUUUGUAGGAAGUAAUUUAAGGUCGGCACCAUAGAAGAAUACGGGGUAUACACGAUGCUGCCCGCGCAGCAGUUACCUCCCAUCAGCCCGUGGCCUCCCGACGGCAACCUGCUCGACAGGAUGGACGACUUGGCGCACAAAGGUCACAGCGGUGUUAACCAGCUCGGCGGGGUGUUUGUAGGAGGAAGGCCGCUACCAGACUCCACGCGCCAGAAGAUCGUGGAGCUGGCGCACUCGGGCGCGCGGCCCUGCGACAUCAGCCGCAUCCUGCAGGUCUCCAACGGCUGCGUCUCCAAGAUACUCGGCAGGUAUUACGAAACAGGGUCUAUCAGGCCUCGUGCGAUUGGGGGCUCGAAGCCCCGUGUCGCAACAGCGGAGGUGGUCAGCAAGAUAGCCCAGUACAAGAGAGAAUGCCCCUCAAUCUUCGCCUGGGAGAUCAGGGAUCGCCUGCUGAGCGAAGGAGUUUGCACCUCGGAUAAUAUUCCUAGUGUAUCAUCAAUAAACCGGGUUCUCCGCAACCUAGCAGCUCAGAAGGAGAAAGCGAAUAACCAACAGCCGUCUCCAGAAUGUUCAACGCCGGUGUAUGAGCGCCUGCGACUGCUGGGAGCCCCGGGUGCAACGCCAGCGUGGCCCCGGGCCCCAUGGCCAGCGCAGAUCGAUGCUAGGACCCCGCCAUACCAACUCCACAGCCUAAGUCCGGGCCCACAAGCCAUCAGCUGCAAUGGCGGCGAUAUGACGGCGAUGAAAAAAAACGAGGAGCCCCUUGAAGGUCUAGAAGGUCUACAUUCAGAUGAAACGGGAUCUGGAGAUAAUUCUAACGCAGGCUCCAGCGGCGCGGACGAUGACGCCGCUCGGCUGCGGCUCAAGCGAAAACUGCAGCGGAAUCGAACCAGCUUCACCAAUGAACAGAUUGAUAGCUUGGAGAGAGAAUUCGAAAGAACUCACUACCCAGACGUUUUUGCUCGCGAGCGACUGGCUGCGAAGAUAGGACUGCCUGAAGCCAGAAUACAGGUGUGGUUCUCGAAUCGGCGCGCGAAGUGGCGGCGCGAGGAGAAGAUCAGGUCGCAGCGCCGCAGCCCCGAGUGCGGGUACAGUGGGACCGCGCCCCAUGCGCCGGCGCAUCCCACGCAUCACCCGCCGCCUGCGCAUCCUGCCCAUCCUGCGCAUCCCACGCACCAGCCGUAUCAACCGCCGCUGAAUGUCGAUAGUUACAGUCCCCUAACUCCAAUGGGCUAUGGCGGCGGUAUGGUGCCUGAGACCCCAGUGUGCGAUACGACCGAGGCGGAGCUGUGCAAGAGCGGGUUCCUGGGGUACCCGCGCUACGAGCUGGGGUACCGGCAGCCGCCGCACCCGUAUGUCAACCAUCAUGGCUACCAGCAUGAACCGGCGUCGCCUCCACCAGAAUUAGGUGGUCUUUUAGGCACUGGAGUGUCAGUGCCUCUCGCUGUGCCCGGGCAAGACUCGCAGCAGUACUGGUCACGUCUCCAGUGACCCUGGUGGAACUAGCCGACGUCAUAACAUUAUUCAAUUACACCACGACGAAAUUCAUCAGAUAAUCGGCCAUUUUGAAUUAUUAAGUGUCAGUUUCAAUAAAGAUACUAGUGAUUUGUGAUUGGUUUUUGUUAAGUUAUCCUGCGGAUUCCGUUGGACUUAGCUUUGAAAUACUGAUAAUUCAUAGAUAAAAAACAAACUCGGUGAAGUGGUGUCAAUAUACCGUUUAAUAUAACAGAAAGGUUAGACAGAACACUGUGAUUUUUGCCGUUUGGAUUCUUCUGAGUUCUCAUUAACAAAAUAACCACGAAAAAUCACUAAUGUGUUAAUUAUUCCCAUAGAUUUCGACACCUCUGUCGAUACCAAAACAGCUUGUUAUUAGAUUGAACUAAUAGGGCCCCUUAUUGCUCACUAGCGCCAUCUAGUGAGCGCAAAACCAAAAACCUUCAUUACUAAUCUUAGAGUAUUCAACAAAUAUUCUAUGUUACUAAUACGUUACUUUUCAUUCCAUUAACGAUGAACUCAAAUCUGUUGUAGUGCUUAUGCGAUCCUCCAAACAACAGUGAUAAAAUUAGAUUUAAGAAAACAUCGGAAGGCGUAUGCCGUAGAUAGUAAAACACCCUGAAAUGUACUGUAAAAAUAUAUCUAUCUUAUACUUGUAUUUCUUUAUUUAUAGCUUUUUUGUACUUUACGGUGAUAUUUUAUUUUUAUUAUCAUGAGAUUAGAGAACAACUAAGAACACGUAUAGUAUAAAGAAUUAACAUAUCCAACAGAUGCCACAAAACAGGACUUGGAGCACAAAACAUAGGCUCAAAUUGUAUUAAAAUACAUUAGAAUAUUUCAUUCAAACUUUAUAAUUAUAAAUCUUUAAUAGAUUUUCAGUAUAAUCGUUAACGAUGCACAUUUAAUGUUGUAUCUUUAGCUUACUUUGAAUGAAAUAAUUUAAUAAAUCGAUGUAAGUGUUAAAAAUAUUUUAUUAAAAACUAGAUAGUUAGCUAAGUUUAGAAUUAAAUAAGUAUUUAAUUGUGUAUAUUUGUUGUAAAUGUUUAAUUGAUAAUGCUGGCAUAAAUAUUGUAAGAAUUUUGCAUUUUGACAGAUGUGGCUGAAUACUUGUAUUACCAUUGCCUUCUAUAGAUAUAAAAAGCCAUAGAUACCGACCAUAAUGAUUUUACAGUUGUCUAUAAUCACAAACAGGAUUUCAUAAUGGUCUAAUUUAUUAAAAUCCCUUUAAUAUAUUAAACUCUUUCACUUACAGUAGCGAUGUAAAUUUAGAUUUUUUUAUGAGAAACAGGGCUUGUUAGUUAUAAGUGCGAAUUGUAAAUAGUUAAUUUUGUGUAAUUGUUCAUUGUGAUUAUCCCUUUGUAAACCUAAUGAGAUCGCAGUGAAAUUAAAUACUGCAUUCAUUUAGGUACUUUGUUUAAUGUCCGUAGCAAUACUUACACUUUUAAUAUUUUUGUCCUGAAUUAGCUCCAUUUGAUAUGAAAGGUAACUAGUUGAUUUCAACCUGGAUUGUAUCUCUCAGCUUGUCUUAGAAGAAAAUUAGUUGCAGCACUAGUUUGGAUCAACCUCACGGAGUUAAUUUCGAAUUUACGAUUAGUUUUUAAUGUGUAUAUGUAUUGAUUAUAAAUAAAAAUGUGAAUAAUUGUGUGAUGUCGAUGAUACAUUUUAAUAACAUUAUAUGAAUACACUUUUGGAUCAAAGUAUUUGGUUGUUUUAUUUGAGCCUAGUUGCGCCAUCUGUGUGAAGAAAGUAGAAUCAUGUUAUUGAACUGUUUUCGGCCAUUCUCCGGUUUGACGUUUCUUAAUAACCGUGGCCAUUUUUAAAUUGUCU